AUGGGCUACAUUUGGUUGAUCUACUUCUCCUCCAUGGCUGUGGCCUUUUACUAUGCCAUGACUUUGAUCUACAACGGCAACCAGGACCUUACGUCUGGCAAGGUCAUGUCCGCCUUUUUCUGUGUCCUCACCGCCGGCUUCAUGAUCGGCCACAUCGCGCCGGGCAUUGCCGGCGUCGCGGCGGCGCAGGUGUCCAUGGCCCGCUUUUUCUAUAUUGUGAAGCAUGACUCCGUGAUCCAGCGCAGACAGCAGGAUGAGCGCCAAGUCCUCAGCGAGAUCGAAACCUUUCAACUUCAAGACGUGCAUUUCGCCUACCCCGCGCGCCCGGACGUGCCCGUGUUGCGCGGCAUCACCUUGACCAUCCGCAAGGGCCAGAAAGUGGCCUUCGUGGGAGAAUCUGGCAGUGGGAAGAGCACCAUCAUGGCCCUACUGGAACGCUUCUAUGACCCGUUGGAGGGCGCGGUGCUGGUGAACGACGUGGAUUUGAGGAAGGUGAAAAUCAAGUCGUAUCGCAAGCAGAUCGGAUAUGUUGGUCAGGAACCGGUGCUCUUCGCCACCACGGUGCGUGCGAACAUCAUGCAAGGCUGCAGUGGCGCCACGGAGGAGGACUUGGAAGCGGCAGCGCACAGCGCCCAACUGGACUUUGUGCAGAAACUGCCGGACGGGAUGGACACCUAUGUCGGCUCCGGGGGGUCGCAAUUCUCGGGUGGCCAGAAGCAGCGGAUCGCCAUCGCCCGCUCGUUGCUGAAGAAGCCCUCCGUGCUUUUCCUGGAUGAAGCCACUAGUGCAUUGGAUCGCAGUUCCGAGAAGAUGAUCCAAGAAACCAUCGAUCAGCUGGGGAAGAGCAGCAAGCAUGGCAGCAUGACCAUUGUGACGAUCGCGCACCGCUUGAGUACUGUGGAAAACUCGGACGUGAUUUACGUCUUGGAAAAUGGGCAGGUGAAGGAGAGUGGCUCCCACAAAGACUUGGCCCAUCAGGGAGGGAUCUACCAAGCGCUGGCAGCCUCUCAGGGCGCCGUGUUGCGAAAGGCCUCCACCACUUCACUGGGACAGGUGGGGCGGCCUCCCCACUCAGUGUACAUCGCGAGCAUGCGCAGGAAGAAGACGAAGAUGCCCGUAACGCCCGCAUUGCCAAGACCUACAAGGUUCCCCUGUCGCGCUUGCUGGGCUUCUCAAAGAAGUACUGGUGUUUCUUCAUCCCGGGCUUCAUCGGUGCAUUGGCCAGUGGAGCUUGCUUCCCACUGUUGGGCGCCUACGUCUUGGUGGAUGCCAUCGUGGCGCUGA
This is a messenger RNA of Durusdinium trenchii, 1284 nucleotides long. Lineage: Eukaryota; Dinophyceae; Suessiales; Symbiodiniaceae. The record is from the annotation of a GenBank genome assembly.